This is a messenger RNA of Fundulus heteroclitus (mummichog), 2884 nucleotides long. It is a transcript of the gene tacc3, whose product is annotated as transforming, acidic coiled-coil containing protein 3. NCBI's taxonomy places the organism in Eukaryota, Metazoa, Chordata, Actinopteri, Cyprinodontiformes, Fundulidae. Bases 141 to 2753 code for a protein of 870 amino acids. The transcript is spliced from 17 exons. The record is from RefSeq and is a predicted model, not a curated record. Gene Ontology annotation, biological process: cell population proliferation; mitotic spindle organization; cerebral cortex development. Gene Ontology annotation, cellular component: cytoplasm.
UUUUAAAUUCCAAACGGCUGCGUGCGUUGCUUCGGGCUGAAGUGGGAUUUUCAAAGGGAGUAGUCGGUAUCAUUGGUGGUUAUACAGUUUAUGCAUCCGAUAAAGGACUUAUUUAAGCCUGAGAGUCCGGUGUUUUCAGGAUGAGUUCUGUCGACGUCAACGAUGAGAACUGUGGGGUCGUCCCAGCAGGAAAGCACAACAGCCUGUGUCAGGACAUAUUCUGCCUGGAUCAGCCCACCGGGAGGCCGUCAAUCCUGCGUCAGACAGAGAACCUGCCCAGUAAGACCAUGCCGAAGGGCGCUAAGGUUUGUUUUCAGACCCCCAGGAGAGACCCUUUGACUAAAAGGAUUUUGUCUCCCAGCAAAACCGUUAUGUCCAGUGUGGACGAGAACGGCAAAGUGAUCGAAUCUCUUAAUUUGGAUAAAUCAGACGUCUUACCACAUGAAACCACUACGCCUCUAAAUCAAGAGCCGUCAUCGUUCCCUGACGACAACAUGCCGAUUCAGAGCGGAGGCGGCUAUAAGCUAGAUUUUGACAACCUAGAGGCCAUCGAUCCUUUUCAGGGCUCCAAAAAGAUGGCCCUCUCCCCUGUGUGCCCUGUUGUCAAAGAUCCGCUAGAGGCCCAGCAGACGGCUUCAGAGAAUCUCCUCCAGGAACCAGGAGUCAAGGCCACGCUGGAGGACACGCUGCCGUACUCGUCCUCUGUGGAAAACUCUCUGGCGGACGUCUCCGGCGCCAACACCAGCUCCACAGAGAGCAGCAUUGUUACCGUGAACCUGACGAAUGUACUUGCAAUAGAAGAAGAACCUUUGUGUCCACCUACACCUGACGAGAAGAAACUUGAUGAUGUUUGCACAGGUCCAGAAGAAUCCGGCAUUAACACGGAGGACGCUCCUCCUCCAGCAAAGGGCUCCUAUAGCCUGGAUUUUGACAACCUUGAUGCAAUCAAUCCAUUCCAGACGGGAGGCUCCAAGAUUCAGAAUUCCCCUGUGGUUGGAAAGCAGGUGGCGGAUAGUGAUCCAGCCGUGGAGGAAAAUAAACCUGCUGAUGCUCCUGAGGAGGAGGAGACGUUCUCGGCCGCCCAGCUGGACGGGAAGCCCUCAGCAACAGUGACCCAAUCUCUAUCAGAAACGGCUGAAUCUGGGCCCGCUGAUGUCCCGGUUCAAGCGGGACCGAUCAAACUCGAGUUCAACUUCAGCGACGGCGGUGAAGUCAAACGGAAACCGCCGCCUAAGAAGCUUGGAAAAAGGUCCGCUGAUUUAAAACGUAAAGAAGGAAAGCCGGCGUCUGAUCCCAAACCAGCUGAGGAGGCUGCUGUGAAAGCUGGUUCUGGAGAUGCUGCAGACGCUGCCAUUUCCAAAACUUCCUACUCCUUUGACUUUGAGAAGUUUGAUGACCCAUACUUCAAUCCUUUUGGCACCAAAACAAACGUAGUCGACUCUCCAAAGAGCAGCGGCAUGCCCAACCGUGCGCUCAUGGAAGCGGCUCCUGCAGAACAAAACAAAGACCCAGAGAAAGAGGACGCUGCAUCAUCGGAGAAGUCUCUGUUUUUUUUUUCCUGCAGCGCUGCAGAGAUGUUUCCUCCUAUUGGGCCCCAUCAGGCAUCGACGGCGGAUCACGCGGUUCUCUCUAAAACAGACGUGGAAGAUGGCCAGAGCCAGCAGGGCCAGGAUCCUGCCGAGCAGCCAUCUCAGAUGGGCUCGCUGGACUUUAAUGAAGAGUUUGUUCCUGGAUCCAUGUUCAUGGCCGAUGACUUCGAUGGGCAGAUUGAUUACCUUAUGCAGUUUGGCUCCAGCAAUUUUAAGGAGUCAGCACUGAGGAAACAGUCGUUGUACCUGAAGUUUGAUCCCCUCCUGAGAGAAAGUCCGAAGAAAACUGCUGGCCCUGCCGCUCAGCUGCUCUCUACUGCCCCUUGUGGACUGGCGUCACGGCUCAAUGAUGCAGAGACAGAGUCAACUAAAGGGCCACAAAAUGAUGUCAUCAAUCUGGUGGAGGAUGCAGCGGCCCCCGUGAGUCUCAGCCUGAAUCCGUCGAGCAGUUUGAUGUUGGACCUCCUGACUCCUCCGAUCCUACAGAGUCUGGUCCCUCCGUUUCCAGAAACUGCAGAUGUCGAAGAGGCCAUCAUUGAUGUGCUGAAGUACAGCCAGAAGGACAUGGAUGCAGCCAUCUCCAGGGUGCAGGCCGAGGCCAGCGUGAAAGAGGAGCAGUGGAGUGCCAAGUUUAAAAAGCUGCAAGAUGACGGUCAAGAAAUGAGGAAAGUAAUUGCAGAAUUUGAGCUGUUAAUUGCAAACAUGAAUGCCAAUCAAGAGAAGGAGAGGGAGGAGGCCAAGAAUAAUCUCAGCAAGGUUCUGGCGGAGAAGGAGCAGGUGUCCAGCGACCUGAACUCCAUGGAGAGAUCGUUCGGCGACCUGUUUAAGAGACUCGAAAAGUACAAGGAAGUAGUGGAGGGCUACAAAAAGAACGAGGAGACGCUGAAGGCCUGCGCACAGGACUACCUGGCGAGGAUAAAAAAGGGGGAGCAACGCUACCAGAUGCUGAAGACUCACGCCGAGGAGAAAAUUAACCUGGCUAAUGAAGAAAUUGCGGAUGUGCGAAACAAAUAUAAGGCGGAGCUUUCGGCUCUUCAGGCACAACUGCGGCGGGAGCAGCUGAAGAUUCAGUCGUUGGAGAAGAGCCUGGAUCAGAAGGGAAAAGAGGUGGAAGAGCUCACCAAGCUCUGCGAUGAGCUGAUAUCCAAAGUCCAAAAAGGAUGAGCUCCUCUGUAAAUAAUACUAAUUGUCUCUCCUUUUGCUCUGACGGUCCUUUUUAUUGUAGUUUGUUUCUGUUUCAGUGUUUCUAUUAACUGUGUAAUAAAGAUCCUUUACUAGUUUUAUUGAUAAUUCCA